Thlaspi arvense is the source of this 486-nucleotide messenger RNA. NCBI's taxonomy places the organism in Eukaryota, Viridiplantae, Streptophyta, Magnoliopsida, Brassicales, Brassicaceae. The record is from the annotation of a GenBank genome assembly.
AUGCAGAAACAUGGCUCCAAGGCUCGACUGGAAGUUGCUUUCGGCAGCAGUGUUGGUCUGGGGAUGUGGGCUUCUCAAGCCAUGUCUAGGACACUGCAAGAGGCGUUCAUGGCUGAACGACACGAGCAGUGGAUGACUCGCUAUGGACGCACGUACAAGGAUGCUGCAGAGAGGGAGAUGCGCUUGAGGAUAUUCAGAGACAAUGCCUUCAACAAAGCCGGUACUCGCCCCUACAAACUGGCCAUCAACCAGUUUGCUGAUUUGACAAAUGAGGAGUUUCGAUCCUCCCGUAACGGGUAUAGGAUGCUUUCUCAUGGAAGGACUCCUAAGGCAGCUGCAUUUAGGUACCAAAAUGAGACUGCAGCUCCAGCUAGCAUAGACUGGAGGAAGAAAGGAGCCGUCACAGCAAUCAAAGAUCAAGGCCAAUGCGAUGCAAAGGAAGGGCUCUGCGGAAUCGCCAUGCAGGCUUCCUACCCAACCGCUUGA